UGCCUGAUAACUUUGAUAAAGUUAUCAAACUGUUAUGUUAUAAUCUGUGUUCUGUAUUUUUAUACUCAAACCGAAUGUUAUUACAUUAUUCAUUUGCAUUUAAACACUCAUAACAGCACAAUUGUUACGUUUAAGUUGAAAUAUUUAAAAUAAUCAUGGUCGAGUUCAGUGCCCGUGGAUUGGUCCCUCCGGUUUUCACACCACUAAAUGACGAUUACACUAUUAACUUUCAAGCUAUCGAGCCUUAUGCGAAAUAUUUAGCUGACAAUGGGAUUAAGGCAGUACUCGUUGGCGGUACGACUGGAGAACAUAUGUCUCUUAGCGUCACUGAUAGAAAGAAGAUAAUAGACGUAUGGGUCAAGGCCGGUAAAUUGACCCAUGGACUUCAUUUAAUGGUUCAAGUGGGUGGAGCACCGUUAGCUGAUGUUUUAAAUUUAGCAAGCUAUUGUUCAGAUAUUGGUGUAGACUCGCUGUUAACACUGCCUGAGUUAUAUUUUAAGCCGCAGUCUGUUCCUGAACUGGUGUCUUACGUUGAGCUAGUUGCGAAAGCGGCACCAAAUCUACCCAUACUGUAUUACCACAUACCCAGCAUGAGUAAGGUUGAAGUCAACAUGCCAAAUUUUGUAACAGAAGCUACUCAGCGUAUACCUAACUUUAAAGGAAUAAAGUUCACAUCGAAUGAUUUGAGUGAGGGUGCCCAAGUGUUGAGAGCCUUGAAAAAAGACCAGGCAGUAUUCCUCGGUGCGGAUACUUUACUAGCUCCAGCUGCGUUGUUGGGAAUACAAUCCGGUAUUGGCACAACGUUCAACUUAUUCCCACGCCUCGCCCAAGAUAUACUUGCGGCUGUUGAGAAGGCAGACCUGGUUAAAGCUAGAGCUUUGCAGGAGAAACUCAGCAUCGCGGUGGAAGCACAUACUGUGGAAGGUGCAUGGGUACCUAUUAUGAAGGCUGGUAUGGAAAUUGUUACUGGAAUCAAAGUGGGUCCUCCAGCACUACCGCAGAGGUCUAUAUCUGAAGACGCGAAGAAGAGAAUUGCGACUAAGCUUCAGGCAUUAAAGCUAAUUAAUUAAUGAAACAUAUAAAUGAAGUUUUAGUUUCAUACCUGCUUUUUAAAUAUAAUAACAUUA
This is a messenger RNA of Nymphalis io (European peacock), 1127 nucleotides long. Its product is annotated as N-acetylneuraminate lyase-like. The transcript is spliced from 7 exons. Lineage: Eukaryota; Metazoa; Arthropoda; Insecta; Lepidoptera; Nymphalidae. The coding region runs from base 156 to 1070 and encodes 304 amino acids. Gene Ontology annotation, biological process: N-acetylneuraminate catabolic process. Gene Ontology annotation, molecular function: N-acetylneuraminate lyase activity; 4-hydroxy-tetrahydrodipicolinate synthase activity. The record is from RefSeq and is a predicted model, not a curated record.